UCCGGCAGAUCUUCUGGUGUGUAAAAUGUCUCACCAUAAAUUACAAUAAAUCAUUAAAACGAUAUUCAGAAGUCAGAAAAGCUUAAUAAAUGCCAUUAACUGUUAAAAUGUGUUCAUUUUACUCUGUAGGACAAUAAAUAAUUAUGUUUUUAAGAAAAAAUCUCUGCAACAUUCUCAAAUCAUUAAGUUUCAAGACAAGUCAUAAUUUUCGAACAUUAAAUCAAGUAAACAAUCAUUCAACAUUUCAUAAAUGGACUUUAGAUUACUUCAGAAAUCAACCACAUUACAAUAAGUUUGUAUUGAAACAAUCUAUGAUUAAUACUAAUAAUUUCGUUUACAAUCAUGUACAACUAAAAUCAAUUUCUACUGACGAAUUACUUAUAAGAUUUUCAUCCUCAAAUAUUAAAAGUCUUCUCUAUGAAAUUGAUAACGAAUUAGUAAGUAGAGUUCAUGGUAUGUCAAUAAAUCAAAUACUGGCAUUAAUGGAUGCCUGUUUAUCUGAUAAAAAUUCACUGUCAAAAGAUGCAAGUUCAUUUAGGAAAUGUUUUGAAAUAUUUGAUGAAUCGUGGUUUCGAAGACCAGAUUUGACUGUUCCUCAAACUAUACAGUUAAUUUACUAUGUUAGUAUUUAUAAAAAUAAAUCACAACGUGUUGUAGAAUUAGGAUUACAAAAAUUAUUGAAUGAAAUUAAUUAUUUAAAACAAUUAACUGAUGACGAACUUAGUUUCUUAGGUGUGGCAACAUACAAAAGUAGUUCUAAAAUUUAUGACAAGAUAUUAAGAAUAUUUGCCUUUAGAAUUGAAAAAAAUUUAGAUAAUCUUAUGCAAAACCCAAUGCAAUUGAUAUCUUUUAUUAAACCACUAAAAAAAUCCAAAUAUCAUGAUCCAAUUCUGUUAUCUAAAUUGAUCACUGCCUUUAAUAAUAAUACAAAUAAUAAAGUCUUGGCUGAUGUGAUUAGCAGCAUUCAUAUUCUCUCGUACUUUGCUGAUGCAAAUUGUAAUAAAGUUGAUUUUUUACAAUCAUUAAUCGAUUCUAUUGGAGAAAGGAUGAUCAAAGAUAGUUUAAAAAAUUAUAGAUUGAAAGAUAUAUCCAGUUAUGUAUUUUCUGCUAGUUACUUAGGUCUAACUCCAAAAGAUCCUAAUGUAUGUAAAAUAGUUGUUGACUUUUUAAAUAAAAUGUUUAAUACUAAAGAAAAAUGUAAAAAAUAUUCAAAAGUAUUAAUCGGCAUGUGUUUAUCUAUGUGGAUGUUGGACAGUAAACCAAUUAAGUUAAUGCAUUUUAUAUUUUCUGAUAUGUCUACUGCAAAUUUAAGAAUGCCUAAUGCUCAUAAACAGGAUAACAGACUUAACCUUUUAUUAAUAUGUGCAUCAAUUGAACAACCAGAUUUGAUAACAAAAUGUAAAUUAGAUCCAGAAAAAUAUUCCAUGCCUCAUGUUAAUUCACAUUUAGGCGAACGUCCAUUUUUGGUAGAAGUAUAUGAAACCUUGAAAAAAUUAUCUAAUAAAUUGAAUAUUUCAGAAAUUGAAUAUAAUUUCAGUAUACCUUUUUUGAAAAUAUUGGGUAUAAAAGUUAUAAAAAAAAAUAGUAAAAUUAUAUAUGUAGAAGUUCUUGACAAUAGUACAUGUCUGUAUGACACAGCUAUUCCUAAUGGCAUGAUGAAAUUAAAAUUUCGUCUUGAAUCAAAGUUGGAUAUCAGAGUUAUUACUGUAAACCAUAAAGAUGGAUUGAAUAGUGAAAUGUUAUUGAAAAGUCAUUUGGAAUCAUUAUUGUCUUGA
Molecule: messenger RNA, 1775 nt
Organism: Sipha flava (yellow sugarcane aphid)
Lineage: Eukaryota; Metazoa; Arthropoda; Insecta; Hemiptera; Aphididae
Exons: 6
Coding region: 144-1775 (543 amino acids)
Source: RefSeq, a predicted model, not a curated record